Lodderomyces orthopsilosis Co 90-125 is the source of this 3189-nucleotide messenger RNA. RefSeq lists its product as uncharacterized. The record is from RefSeq and is a predicted model, not a curated record. Gene Ontology annotation, biological process: nuclear-transcribed mRNA catabolic process, nonsense-mediated decay. The transcript has a single exon. Lineage: Eukaryota; Fungi; Ascomycota; Pichiomycetes; Serinales; Debaryomycetaceae. Gene Ontology annotation, cellular component: cytoplasm; exon-exon junction complex. The coding region runs from base 1 to 3189 and encodes 1062 amino acids. Gene Ontology annotation, molecular function: RNA binding; protein binding.
AUGACAACAGAAUUCGAUGGUCGACGGAAAGAUUUGUUUGAAAUAAAUUCAAAGGCUUGGGCAGGAGAGUAUGAAUUCCCUCUUGCAACCAAGUUAGAUUCAUCAUUAAAGAAGAAUUCAGCAUUUAUCAAGAAAGUAAAGACUGGAUUAAACCAAGAGCAGUACUCUAAUGUUUUGAAAGAUAUUGGAUCUGUGUCUAUAGAGAAGUACUUGUCAGAAGUUAUUGUAUCACUUGUGGAGGGUUUGUGCAAAGUUUCAAAGAAUGAUGAAAUAAAUGCAGCAGUGGAAGUUAUAUCUGCAUUACAUCAAAGGUUUGGAAAACAAUUUACGGGGGAUUUGUUGAACGGCAUAUUGGUCAACAUAGUGAACCCAUCAAAAGCGGAAUUGGCUGAUAAGGAGGAAUCUUCUCGCUUAUCCCGUCAGAAGAAUCUUUUGCGUUUGGUUGGAGAGUUUUACAUUGUUGGAAUUUUACAAACUGCAGCCGACUUUUUGGAUGUUUUAGAUUCAAAAGUGAUCAAAAGUUUUGCUUUAGACAAAAGAAGAAAUGAGCCGAUAUUAAUUUUGUUGUUGAAAUACUUACUAAACUUUGAAAUCGAACUGGGAAGAAGCUUAAAUAUGGUGCAGUCAUUUUUGAAAAGGUUCAGUCAUAUCAUUUUUAGUGAUAGCGAGCUCUUACCACUGGACUCUAGGCAUGUGCUAAAACAAAUAUUCCUCAUCUACACAGAGGCGGUUUUCAAUAUCAUGAUGAAGAUCAAAAAGCAGGUACAUAAACUAGACGUUCGUAACAAAAAAGCAGCCAUCAGAACUGGACGUAUCUUAGAAGAUGAACAACUGGAGUUUGAUGAAAGAAAAAAAUUAUUUGAGCAAUUCAAAGCAAUAGCGAGUUUCUUAUCCCAGGUGUGUGACUUGUCGUUGCCAGAUGAUUUGAAUGAUGUAACAGAAGAAGAGGAAGAGGAGGAUAAUUCUGUCGAAGUAGUGAAGCAGGCAGUAGGUAAUGACGAAGACCUGGUUGGAAUUUGGGAAGAUGCUAAGGAGAAAAACUUUUACACAGUUAUUCCGCUGUUAGGUGAGUUGUUAGAGGCUCACCCAGAAACUCCCAACUGUAAAUCCACACAAUCCCAUAAAGACGGAGAAAAGAUUCAAGAGUUCUUAGACAGGUUGGAAGAUGUUCGGGGCAACAACUUGGAACAGCUAGUUGUGGAGUUUAACAAUUUGAAUUUGAACAACAAAGCUACAAAGAACAGGAUUAUGCGAUUCUUUAUUGAAACAUCUACUUUGAAUAAUUUAAAGUAUUACACGCGAUUUUUGAAAAUUAAUGAACUCAAUUUGUCUGAAUUGAUUGAGGAAUUGAUCACAUAUUUAGACAAAGGGUUCCGGUCUCAGAUUCACCGAAAUAAACUCAACGUGAAAAAUAUUUUAUUCUUUGUUGAGUUGAUCAAGUUUAAGAUGGUACCAAAACAUGUUGUGUUUCAUAAAAUUCGUAGUUUGACGUUGAACGUUACAUCAACAAACAAUAUAGAAAUAUUGACUGUAUUUUACGAACAUGUGGGCAGGUUCUUACUACAUGAUGCAGAGAGCAAGGAUUUGAUGCGAGAAAUGAUUGAUCUAUUGAGGGAAAAGCUGAAACAGUCAAAUUUGAAUGUUAAUGACAAGUUAGCCAUCAACAAUUUAUUAAUCACAGUUGAGCCGCCAGUAACAAAGGUCCAGACUCUUAGGGAAGCUCCCAAGCUAUCCACAAAACAAAUGUUCAUUCAAAAAAUACUCAGGGAGGAGUUGAAUCUGGACACGCGGUCUCUUGUUGUAAAACAUUUUAGAGCAAAGUUUGGGCAACUUGGUCAAGCUGAAUAUUACACUUUGGUCGAUUGCUUUUCCAAACCAAAUUUGAUUAACUAUGACAACAUUCCUGCUCUUGCAAAAGUUUUACUGGCUUUUGGUGAAAAGUAUAAAUCGUUGGUGGUGCUUUCUGUUGAUACCAUUGUCGAGGAUAUUAUUCGUGGCUUGGAAUUGAACGACUUUAGGAUGAACAGAACUCGAAUGGCUCAGGUAAAGUACUUGGCAGAGCUAUACAAUUCAAGAGUGAUCAACUUCAAACUCCUCAAUGACAUGUUGUACCGUAUCCUUUGCUAUGGCCAUCCGCAAAAUCAGCCUUUGCCUCAAAACUGGGAUGUUGCGAUUGACAUGCCAAAUAACUAUUUCCGAAUUCAAAUGUGUUGUUUAUUGUUAAUAUCAAUCAAGUCGAUUUUUGUGGAUACAGAUGUUGGAAAAAAGAAGUCCCUGAACCGUGCUGCAAGUAUCAAGCGAAGGAAUGACAUUAAUAAGGAUCUUUUGGGUGUAUUUAUGACUUUUUUCCAAUAUUACAUGUACUGCAAAGAGUCUCCAUUCCCUGUGGAUGUUGAAUUUAGGUUGGAUGACUUGUUCAAAAAAUACAAGAGUAUUCCGACUGUGAAGAGAUACGACACUAUACAGGAAGUUCUUAGAGGCUUGGGUGGUGCUAUGCAGAAACGAAAGGAAGCGGAAUCCUUAUUGGAGAAGGAAGAUGAAUCUGUUGAAAGUGAGCCAGAAAAGCAGCUUAUAUCUGCCAGUGUCAGCUCAGACGAUGAUAGCGAUGCUGAUUAUGAUGAUGGAGAUGAAGAAGAGGGGGAAGAUGAAAAUGACGACGAAGAAGAUAGUGACGAUGAUGACGACAGUGAAGAUGAUGACGAUGAUGAUGAAGAUGAUGAUGAGGAAAGUGGUGAAUCGGAUGAAGAAGAUGAAGAGCUUGGUGAUGAUGAUUUAUCACGUGUAUCAUCAUCUGAAGAUCAAAUAUCGGAGGCUGAAAGGGCUAGACUUGAAGCUGAACGAAUAUUUCAAGAAGAUUUGGAUCGAGAAUUUCAAAAAAUAAUGAUUGAGUCGUAUGGAUCAACACAGCAACAACAGCAGCAACAGCAACAUCCGGGUAAACAACCUGCUUUCAAACAGUCACUACCGCUUCCAAGCCAACUCAACAUCUCAGAGAGGUCAUCGGGUAGUGCUAAUAAACAGGGCACAGUGGCAUUUGGUUUGUUGACCAAGAAUGGUAAGAACCAAAAGAUUAAGCAACUUAACUUACCAUCAGAUAAUAUAUUUGCUGAAUCCGUAGUUAGAGAGCAAGAAAAUCGUAAACGUGAUAAGCAAAGAAUUAUUAAACUUGCAUCUAGAAUGGAUGAUUAA